AUGCGCUCACCACCCCGACUAAGUGGAUCAUUAACAGAUUUAGGAACAUCGAAUAAUGAGUUUAGUAUGGAGCACCAAAAUACCCAGAGAAAACGUAAGCAACCAGAGCAUAGUUGCAACUGCAACUGUGCACAAGAACUUCAAGAUUUCCGCAAAGAUGUUACGUCAAUGUUACAAAAAUUCACAAACACCCAGGAAGCUACAAUGAACUUCAUUCGUGACAAUAUUACAGAAAUGAAAACACAGGUGAACAAUAUUAAAGUGGCUACCGACACUCUGAAUAAAGACCAGAUAUCAAUGAAGGCCAAAAUAUCAGACAUAACCACAAGGGCAACAGCGGCGGAUAAUAAAAUUCAAUCUCUUGAGGCAGAAAACGUUACUUUAAGAAAUAAUAUGGCAUUCAGUACGACGAUGUCAACUUCUGAUGAAAAUGUUAUCCAAGAAUUACAAGAAAGGGUUACUAGGAAAAAAAUAUAA
Messenger RNA from Parnassius apollo (apollo), 477 nucleotides. Lineage: Eukaryota; Metazoa; Arthropoda; Insecta; Lepidoptera; Papilionidae. The record is from the annotation of a GenBank genome assembly.